Messenger RNA from Brassica oleracea var. oleracea, 1110 nucleotides. RefSeq names its product LOB domain-containing protein 37-like. The record is from RefSeq and is a predicted model, not a curated record. NCBI's taxonomy places the organism in Eukaryota, Viridiplantae, Streptophyta, Magnoliopsida, Brassicales, Brassicaceae. Gene Ontology annotation, biological process: regulation of gene expression. The transcript has 2 exons. The coding region runs from base 200 to 910 and encodes 236 amino acids.
UUCUUUCCGUAUCACUUUCUUUCUCCCAAAUCAAAUCUUCUUCUUAUUUUUUUUUAUUUUUUUUUUGUAACUGAAAUCUUCUUCUUAUUCCUCUGAGCUUCUCCCAGACAUCAGCAAACAAACCAGCAGGGACAGAGAAGUACAAACUUAACAAUCUCAAAACUCAUCAGAUAAAUUAUUAAAAAUAUAAUUGAAAAAAAUGAGCUGCAACGGUUGCCGUGUGCUCCGAAAAGGUUGCAGCGAGAAUUGUAUCCUCCGGCCAUGUAUUCAGUGGAUAGAAAGCGCCGAUGCUCAAGGCCACGCCACCGUCUUCGUGGCUAAAUUCUUCGGCCGUGCCGGUCUCAUGUCCUUUAUCUCCGCCGUACCGGAAUCUCAGCGUCCCGCUUUGUUUCAGUCUUUGCUAUAUGAAGCUUGUGGAAGAACAGUGAAUCCGGUCAACGGAGCAAUCGGAAUGUUGUGGACGGGAAACUGGAGAAUCUGCCAAGCUGCUGUUGAGACGGUGCUUCGCGGCGGUUCUUUGAGACCUAUCCCUGAGCUUAUCACUCACGGCGGCGGGUUUCCAUCGGCGACAUCUGAAGAAGCAUCUGAGAUCUGCGCGGAAAUGUUGAAGCUCCAGCAGAAUGAUGGUUCCAGCGAUCGUAACAUCUACAAUCAUUCCAGAUUUUCAAGCUCUAGAUCAAGAUCUACGCUGGAUUCUUCUCCCAGGAAACGUAAGCUCGAUAUAUCACUAAACCCUAGUUUACCCAUGAAAGCAGUGCCUUCUUCCACACGGCACCAAUCUAGAACACCGUCGAUGAACUCAGAGGAGUCAAUGACAACGACGACGACGUUUUGGGAUAACUCCGCAUCUGGUACUCAACACGGAAACGGAGGAGGAGAAACAAGCAGGCUGCUUAACCUUUUUGUUUAAGGAAACGAUGUUUUCUUUUUUUUUUUCUUUCUCUGGGUUAGUUUAGGGUUCAGAAAUGUAUUUUUACACAUUUUCUUUCCCUUUUUCGUGGAUAACAAGUAUUUGGACCGAUGACGCGAUUUUGUUCUCUCCGGUUAGGCUUGUUAAACAAAUGCUAAAACUUUGUUGAGUGAAAAUUGAAUAUUAUUUUAACCAUGUUA